AUGACUUGGCGAAUCGUAACCCUCCUAUUUUCGGUUUGUAAUCAGGACGAUCAAUACCACUCAGUGUUGACGCCACGUCCAAGUACAGCUUUGUGAGAACAAUCUUUUCAAGAGGAAGUAUGACCAGUUCAAAAAUAGGGCGUGUGGAAUCACUUCAUUAUCCCUCUGGGUUACGUGUUACCUUUCUUCACGGGGACAUAACCCUGGCUCACGCUACCGCCGUGGUGACGGGCGAAAACCAAGACUUUCUUGUUGAGAGUUCAGUGACCAAAGCACUAAUCCAGAAGUCCAAAGCCUUUGAACAUUUGAGAAAUAAACUCAGACAAGGUCGUUUAUCUAAUGACUUAUGGACUGUAUAUCCGGCGUUUCUUGGAAUGCCAUUUACAUAUGUUCUGUUUGCAUUUCUCGAACGCAUGGACGGUGAUGAAUGGAUGAAGGGUAUGAAAUAUCUGUACAAAGACAUCUUCAAAACUGUUGAAAACUUGGAUAUUGCAACGUUGGCUAUACCGUUGUUAGGCGCAGGUGUGGUCAAAAGGGAAGACUCGGCGAUAAUUGCAGCCGCAAGAUCCUCUGUUAAAUACAAACCAAGCAAGCGCAGGGAAAUCAUUUUCGUUGCAUCAAGUUUUGAUAGAGCAGACAAAAUGGCUACACAGUGGAAGUAUGAAUUGCAUAAAGAGUCAACCAAAGGCAAUUUGUCCCGUUUCGUAUCAGCUGUUAAGGAUACAUUCGAGGUUGCCCCUCCAGACAGAAUUUAUGAGAGGCCGCGAAGAAACAGUACAAGGCAUGACCGAGAUAUAACGGUAUCCCAGUCGAAAAAGCAAGGCCACCCCAAAGCUUCCUCGAUGAACAAAAACGAGAGCCUGAGUUUAAGGGAACGUGAAAACAUCGACAGGGCCAUAGCAGAGUCAUUAGAAGCCGAAACCAAGCGCCGUAAUUCAACCAAACGGGAUCACCGGCCGCGAAGUUAUGGUCAGUAUGGUAACCAAGGUCAUUCUGCAAGAAAAGCAAGUUACAGGGAGGGAAUGUUCCGAAAUUUCCAAGAAGACAAUUCUGUCUGGGAGAACACUACUGAUGAAGAAAUGAGGGUCACCGAGAUGCAAGCAAGUAGUGAUGCUGACACUGUCCCUAGCAGCACCACAGAGGAUGACAGUCGAAGUAUCAGUGACUCCGAGAAUAUGUUAACUUGUGCAAUAUGUUUGGGGGUCAUCAUUGAUCUGAAACAACUGGACAAAUGUUAUCACAUCUUCUGUAAAUCGUGCAUAGAUCGCAGUUUCAGAGAGCACAAGCCUGUUUGCCCCACAUGCAACAUGGUGUAUGGGGUUAUCAAAGGUAACCAGCCAGACGGGACGAUGAAAGUUGUCUACAACAGCACUCCCCUUUCCGGCUAUGAAGACUGGGGGAGCAUCCAAAUCAACUAUGACAUCCCGAGUGGUAUACAAACGACAGGACAACCUGACCCUGGUGUGGCAUUCAAGGGAAUCACACGACGGGCAUACCUCCCAGCCUGCCCGGAAGGAAAGGACAUUCUAAGACUUCUCAGGAUCGCUUUUGACAGGAAGUUGACCUUUACCGUCGGACGUUCUACAACAACCGGUCGGGAAAAUGUCGUUACAUGGAACGACAUUCAUCAUAAAACAAACAAGGAUGGUGGGCCGACAAGAUUUGGCUAUCCAGAUCCCACAUACCUGACUCGAGUUCGUGACGAGCUUGCCAGCAAGGGUGUCACAGCAGACAAUGUCUAGACGCUGGGGAACAGAUCAAGGUUGAUGUUUAUGGACCUGGUGUCACCUCAGCAGCCAAGAAGCACUUUGAUUCGUUUUCAAAAUAGACGAAUUUGUUAUAGCUCUGUCGAUACUAUUUACUGAUAUAUUAUUCAUCUGACACAGUAAAUAUGAAACGACAACGCCAGUGGAUAAUCAGGCUAAUUAUCUGGUCGUGGUCUGUGCAUUUUAUUUUCUGAAGGGAGGCUGAGAAGGAGUAAGAAAUAAUGGGUAAUAAAGAAAUUAUAACACUCGCCUAUGUCUCAUACGGAUUUUACGAAAAUUGUGAAAGAAUACAUGUAUUACCUUCGUUCUCGCUCGGGACAUACAAGAAUUCUGUCACUCGUUUCGUAAAAUCAGUAUUCGUAAGUAUCUAUUUAGUCAAUAUGUAUCAGGUACGCUGAGUGAUGGUCAUCAUUGUGCUGCAAACACUUCUUAAUAGUUUACGUUGUCAUCAUAUAUACAUAUUUCCAUGGAUAGCUAUUUUAAUAAAAAAAAUUAUUAGUAGCUUUAAUAUGCAUAGGGUUAGGGAAACGUUUUACGUGUGUCGUACCCAUUCAUAUUUCCGAAAUUCAAGCUGUUUUCCUUGCGAUUUAAUGACACUUUGUGCACAUAUCAACCAUGCACUGAGGUUGUGCGAUGACCACAAUCGUAUUAGUCUCCUAACCAGACAGGCUCAAGUAAUGCCUCUGACUAUAUUGAAUUCUAGAAAGCCAACACUGCGCACAUUUGACAACUUCCUUUUUCUGUUGUAACUGCUAUUACCUACUCAUUAUUCAUUUACAGUAGUGCGUUUGUAAAGGGCAAAUGGGACAUUUAAUAUUAUUCUUUAACAAAUGUGUGUGUGUGUGUUUUCACAUUAUGCCUAAUACUCUCAUACGUUCUUUUAUGUCAGUAUAGUGGAUUGGUAUUUCUUGCCUUCAACUCUAUUUCUUGUUAAUGUACUUGUUUAUGUCAUGGUUAAGACAUGUUCUAGUCAACUCGGAAUCAUUGAAAAUACUCUGACCUAUUUACAAUUCCUCUAAAAGAAGUAGGUAUGAUGAAAGGUUCCAGUUUUUAUCAGCAAAAAUCAUCGUGUCGGCUUGACGAUGGCGGAAGACCAAUAGUUAUGAAGGUCUUAGUCGUUUACCGGGGCGAUCGGGUCUGGUGGUUAAAGCGUUCGCUCGUCACGCUGAAAACCCGGGUUCGAUUCCCGAUAUGGAUACAAUGUGUGAUAUUGCUGGAAUAUUGCUAAAAGCGUCGUUAAACCUAACUUACUCACUGGUCGUUUACCAUUUCGAUGAUGCCCAUGAAUGACAAACCUAGAAACCCAUUCAAGGCGAACCGGGAUUCGAACCCACGAACAAGGGUUUCUGACACACCUAGGGGACGCAACUCCGUAAAGCGAUUUGCAAGGCCUUAGACAAAUGGGACACCAAUGUCCACUAAUCCUUUAAGAGACAUUUCUCGGAUCAUUUCGCAAAUAAACACAAAUAUGUCCGUCUUAAGAAAUAAAUCACUACACUUCAUGGAAAA
Haliotis rufescens (red abalone) is the source of this 3275-nucleotide messenger RNA. RefSeq lists its product as uncharacterized. Gene Ontology annotation, molecular function: metal ion binding. The record is from RefSeq and is a predicted model, not a curated record. Lineage: Eukaryota; Metazoa; Mollusca; Gastropoda; Lepetellida; Haliotidae. The coding region runs from base 120 to 1742 and encodes 540 amino acids. Gene Ontology annotation, biological process: protein ubiquitination; Notch signaling pathway. The transcript is spliced from 5 exons.